ACUUUGACUGAAGAAUAAAUGGUUUACAAGAAGUUGUCUACCAAUUGAUUUUGAUUGUCACACAAAAGUUUUGAAUGUGAAGAUCUGAUCCCAAGACACAAUGUGUUCAAUCGGUUCGUCGUCUUCUUCAUCGUCUUCAUCAGCGUCUGACUCGUCAUCCGAUGACGACCUGUCCGGCGAAGACCAGUCAUCCUCGAGUUCGGACGACUCGUCGUUAUAUUCAAAUAAUGACAACUCUCUGUACAGAUCGUCGACGACAAACAGUUCUCACCACAAGACAAGUGACACUUCAAUGAAUAUUACAAAUAAUUCAAUCAAUUCACACAUUUAUGACUUUAAUUCAAACAAUGAAUCGCUUAUUUCGGAUAAUUUAUUGACCAAUAAUUUCAACAAUCAAAAACUCGGUUCAUCAUCAAGUGGUCACCUAUUUGGACGACCCGGCGGUAUAUUAGCGUCACCUAAGUUGACGCUUCCAUUUAGUAAAACAACAGCUAAUCCAACGACAACUCCAACAAAAAGUCGUAAAAAAGUGUCCAAAUCAAAGAGUAUCGAAAACUCGAUAUUAGACAUUCCUAUCACAGCCGCCGAUCGGGAGAUACUUCUCGGUAUCGGAAAGAUUAAGCGUCAAAAACAGCGGCCAUCUGUCGAUAGACUGUACAAUAUUUGCAGUAAAAUCAAAGAUAAUUAUCCACAGUUUGGCACCAAAGACGGUAUUCAACAAGUAUUAGAUGAUAUGAUAGGUCGAAGCCUUCUUCAGAAGGUUGAUAACGAUGCCAAAGGAUUUGUUUCUUAUCGCGAAAUCAAUUCGGCGAUCGCUGUCGUGGCUAUAAAUAAUCCGAAACGCCCGCGACCUAAGCCACAGACCACACCCGACAAGAGUGGCAGCGAUGCCAAUGACAAUAAAUCACCCGAAAAAAGUGGUAAAACAGAUAAAACCUCUGAUUUGACAAAAAUUAAAGUCAAAUUAAUUGAUGAAAAUCUACAGAAGAAUUCUCCGUCAAAAUCAUUGAAAUCUCCAUCAAAGUCGCCAAAAAAGAAGAGCACAAGUGAUAGCAAGAGUGUCGACCCAAAGCCAACCGCAACCACAACAACACCACUGAGUUUAGCAACUCUUUCAUCAAUUGAAUCAACAAUCGAUUCGAUAAUCGAGAGUACAGUCAGAAAGUCUGAUCUAAUGUCUGAUGAUAGCGACUCAUCAGACAAUGAAACGAAUAAAACUACUGAUAAUACUAAUGAUAAUAAUACUAAUAAUAGCAAUAAAACAAUCAAAAGAAAGUCAACCACUAUUUCAGGUGAAUCCACUGUAAAGAAAUCGCGUAAAAAAUCAUCAGAAGAAAAGCCAAUCUCAUCCAUUCUAAGUAUUGAAGAAAGUAUACAAUCAGUUGUGGCCAAUACAUACGUGACAUCACCGAAAACUGACUUAUGGUCAGAUGAGGCCAGUCAUACGACUACAAGUCCCAUAUCGACACCAUCGACGACACCAUAUUCAUCGCCAAAGUCAUCACAAAAGCAAUUGCAAUCGCAAUCAUCUAAACAACCAAAGUGUGGAAUGUGUGGCAAAUCUGGUUCUUCUGGUGAUAAUGACGAACUCAUCACAUGCUCGCUGUGCGGUAUGUCUGGUCACGCCAUCAGUUGUCUAAACUGUUCGGAACAACUGCUCAAACGAAUUAAGGAUAGCUCUCAUUGGGAAUGUCCUAACUGUAAGAAGUGUCCCAUUUGUGGCCAACACGACGUCGAGCUCAUCAUUUGCAGCGAAUGUGACCGAGGAUUUCAUUGCAGAUGUCUUAAGAUUGCCAACACCUUCACCGUGGCCAAAUACGUGUGCGACGACUGUAGACCAAAACCAGCGGUUAAGUUAUCGAAGAAAUUGCCGCCAAUCGUGUCGACGACUCUUUCGCCGAUUAAAGAGAAGCGUCUGACUGGUCAGGAGGUGACCGCAGUUAAGCCAUUGAAACGACAAAAAUUGAUCAAAAGUCCGGCCCAACAGAAGGCCGAUAAACUUAAGAGAAACGCCGAAAAGGCCCGAAAACAGAGGGAACGAAGGGCUGCUGCGAGAGCUCGGGUUUUGGCCGAAAGACAAAAAGCUAAUCCUAAACCUAAAUCAGCCAAAACAACGGAAACGGUGUCUUCACCUCUUAAGAGUGUUAAACGUAAACUACAAUUGCCCACAAACGACACUAAGUCUAAUCUGGAAGCGAUAGUCGAUAGUCCGCACAGCAAUCCAGUCAUCAACAGCUUAAAGGACGGUCUCUCUCAAUACUUUACACCAUCUAAUCGACGGAAGUCGAGGAAUAGUUUUACGGUUCCGGAACUACCAAUUGUUGACUCGGACUCUAAUUCUAGCGAAGAACCAAAACAAAUGAAAGUAUCGAAAGAACCAAUUGUUUUGUUGACUCCAAAACGGGUUGUUAAGAAACAGACUAAGAUUACCGAUUUUGUGAAACGAUUGCCGCCAUCUUCGGCGCCACCGAAACUUCAAAUGACACCCAAAAGCAAUAAAUUAGGUUCAAAUAAAAGACAAUCGAUUGUCGUCAAUAAGAAACAAACAACGAAAAAGAGUCCGCGACCCGUUAGGACACCGGCACCAACCGUAUCUAAAUCAUUGCCUAUACCGAUAUCACCCCCUAUGCGAGCACUUCCUACUAAUAUACCGACACAAUCGGACAAAGAAAUGUUUCAUUUGGCACAGGAAUUAGCUGAAAGACAAUUUGUGACAACAAUAUUGACACCAUUGAAGAGACAGCCAAAUAUCUUAAUUGAUAAAGAUAACAAUGAGAAAUCUCUUGAGGCCGCAUCAUCUCUGUCUCCCGGAGCUCAACCAACUUUACGUUGUCCGGCAGCUAUUGAAUUCGGCAAAUACGAGAUCGAGACGUGGUAUUCAUCUCCCUAUCCUCAAGAAUAUGUUAGACUUCAAAAGCUAUUUAUUUGUGAAUUUUGUCUCAAAUACAUGAAAAGCAGUUCAGUUCUCGAAAGGCAUAAAAAAAAGUGUGAUUUAUUUCAACCGCCGGCAACUGAGAUAUAUCGGGCCAAACAUAAGAUACCUAUCGAUGACGAAUCGGUCGAACUGUCUGUUUUUGAAGUGGACGGACUCGUAUCGAAAAUCUAUUGUCAAAAUCUAUGUUUAUUAGCCAAACUUUUUUUAGAUCACAAGACAUUAUAUUACGACGUCGAGCCUUUCCUUUUCUAUGUUCUCACUGUUAAUGAUAGUAAAGGUUGUCAUUUUGUUGGUUAUUUUUCCAAAGAGAAACACUGUGCCCAGCGUUAUAACGUGUCUUGUAUUAUGACAUUACCUCAAUACCAGCGCUGUGGUUACGGUAGAUUUCUCAUUGAAUUUUCAUACUUACUGUCCCGUAAAGAAGGAACCGCUGGAACUCCUGAGAAACCUCUAUCCGAUUUGGGCCGUAUAUCCUAUGAGUCUUUCUGGAAGUCUACGAUUAUUUGUUUUAUUCGCGAUCGACCGAAAACCACUAUUGAAGAGAUCUCUUUGGCUACCGGUAUGAAUGUCCACGAUAUUAGUUCUACUCUUAAUCGAUGUAAAUCUAUUGCCAAAACAAACGGAUGUUGGUCGUUACAAAUAAGUCCAUCAAUUAUCGAUUGUCUAAAAAAGCCUCGAAUUGCCAUCGAUGAGGAUUGCCUUCGAUGGACACCAUUAAUAGCACCUCCUGGUGUUAUGAUAGCAGAAGAAUUGUACGCCAAUAUGCCGAUUGUUGAACGGGAGGAACCCGUUGUCAACGAGAAUUUGCCGCAAAUUUUGGAGUCAUUUAAGAAGAAGCGACGGCGCCGUUGGUAUAAAGCAUAUCACGGAAGAAAACGCAAGAGACGUAGUGUCAAGAAUAAAGAUAAUAAAAUGAAUGUCGACGUCGAUGGAGAUAAUAGUCACAAAAAUGAUUCAGACGACGAUUCAAUGUCUGCUCCGGCGUCUCAAUGUGUAUCUCAAGAUGAAGACGACUCAGCAACUGAAGAGGAAACUGAAGAAGAGAUUAUGCGAUCUAUUAAAAAGGAUAAGAGUCCGUCAAAUGAUACUAAUGGUCACUGCGAUGAACUUUAUUUGAAACCAAAUAGUGUUAAGACAGACAAUAAUAAUGAUGACAUUUCUUCAGAUAACAAAAGAGAUAAUAUUAUUGAUACAGACGUUGAUGAAGAUAUGACAGAAGAUCCAACAAUCUGUGAAUCUGAUAAAUCUGACAAACAGUUAGUUGUGAAUUGUGAUGAUAACGAUAUAUCCAGAGAAGAUAAUAAUAUUAAUGAUAAUAAUAAUACUAAUAGUGAUAAAAAUGACAGCAUUACUAAUGAUAUUAAUAGUGAUGCAAACAAUAUUAUUAAUGAUAAUAAUAAUAAUAUUGAUAGUCAUUCAAAGUUAGAUUUGGACAAUAAAUCAGAAACAAAUCAUAAUAGUAUAGAUAAUUAUAAUAUAGAUAAUCAUAGUAAUAGUAGUAAUCAAGUGGUUAAUGAACAAAACAAUAGUGAAAUCAAGAAAACUGAUUCAAAAUUAGAAACCACUGAUCCAUUAGAUAAUGAAGAUAGACCUCAGAUCUCGUGCGACACACAAAAGAUGACAGCAAUACCUAAGAAGCACAGAUGGCAGAGGGCUGUUGUCAAUGCUAAUGAAUCGGAUGACGACAUCAUCGAUAACUCAAUACAAAAUAAUAUUACUCAUAAUAAUAAUAAUAAUAUAAAUAAUGAUAAUAAUAAUAAAGAAAAAUCAACGGACAAUAUUACUAAAACAACUGAUGAACCGACAAACCAAUUGAUGGAUAAACAAAUGUCAGAUCAAUGGUCCGAACCAUCCCCUGCAUUGGUUCAUUCUAUGCCUACACCACCAGUAGAUACAAGACCAUUAUCUGAAAUCACUUCCCAAAUCCCGUUGCCGAUGACUACCGAUUCGACACAACUGGCAGUUACUAUUCCGACCACAAAUGUGUCAUCACAUUUACCGCAUUUAUUACCACAACAGACACAUCAGCCAUCAAAUCGAGGUUCGGCACCAAAUACACCGCAAUCUCAUCAUUCGGUUCAUCAUUCAGUUUCAUCACCGAUGACUCCGCAACAUAUUUAUUCACCAAUUGGUCCUCAAUCGCAGCAGAAUUCACCGCAUUCUCAUUCAUCGCAUUCACAACCAUCAACACCAUUACCACCACAGCCAUCACCGCAACAAUUUCAUGUCCCAUCACCUCAACCACUGCCACCUAUUGUAUCUUCAAAGUCGUCUCGCAUUAGUCACCAGACAAUUCCUCCAAUGGUUAAUACAUUAGAGGUGUCGCAACCGAUUGGACCACAAGUGGUUCCAUCCGUUCACUUACCAUCGCAGACAACAACUUCAUCCCAUAGACAACAUCGAAGUAAAUCUCACUCAAAUUCUCACUCUUCUUCAAGUUCACACACUAGCUCUAUAUCAAAGUUACAGCAAAUGACUAAUGGACUCAACGAACCAUUACCACAACCACCUGUUCCACAGAGUUUACAAACAAAUAAUGCAUUACAAUAUCCGCAACAAUUCAGUCAAAGUUCAUCACAAAACUCGAGAUAUCAGAAACAAAUGAGUCAUCACUCGCGACAAUAUUAUCCACAAAUACCGGCUCCCAAUCAAACACCAACACAACCGCCCAUACAAUUCUACAAUGGAGGCUAUGGUUAUAGUACGGGAGCGGCGGCACAAUUACAGUCAUCGCAAGCACCCAAUGCUGCGGCAGCUUUAAGACAGCAACAGAUGAACUAUUAUCAUCUCUCAGCCCAACAAAGUCAAGCGCAAAAUCCAUACAAUACUUUUCCACAUAAUAUAAAUGCACUUCAAUUCACUCCACAACAGAAUUUCAUGCAAACAUCCCAACCAUUUUACGACUAUUAUCACAACCCAGCAAUGGGUGGCAACACAUCCCGUAGAUAAUCAAUGACAAGAAUUGAACAAUAAGUGUGUUUGUCGUCUACUUUAUAUAUCAAUUCAUUUAUGUGAAUAAAUAUCUCUUUUUUCUACAAGUAUUUGAUUUAUGAAAUUUCAUUGAUUUAUGUACAGGUAUUAUAU
Molecule: messenger RNA, 6019 nt
Organism: Oppia nitens
Lineage: Eukaryota; Metazoa; Arthropoda; Arachnida; Sarcoptiformes; Oppiidae
Product: histone acetyltransferase KAT6B-like
Exons: 13
Coding region: 101-5884 (1927 amino acids)
Biological process (GO): regulation of DNA-templated transcription
Cellular component (GO): MOZ/MORF histone acetyltransferase complex
Molecular function (GO): histone acetyltransferase activity; DNA binding
Source: RefSeq, a predicted model, not a curated record